AUGAGUAAUCCUGACGAAAUCAGAAACAAGAGAUCGGCACGGGUUGCGCAGUCAUCUGCCAACUCACCUUCCUCAGGGCCUUCGGCCUCCCCGAAACAACCAAAAUUGGAUUCUCAGCAACAACAGGCGCCUGCUAAGGUAUCGAAACCGUCACCACUGGGAUCUUCGGAAAAAAUGGUUCCUACCACUGGAAAAGUCGAUGUGAAAGCCACAGAGCUGACCCAAGCAUCCUCUAAUAAAGUCUCCCCAGAAAUAGCCAUGGACAAGUGGUUGAGAACUGAGGUUCUCAGUAUGUUUGGAGUUGGCUUUGAUAAUGGUGCCAACAAUUUCAGGUCAUUGGGCAUGUCGGAGGUCGUAGAUCCCACAUGUGCUGAAGCGAUUUUCGUGGAAAUCCUCACAGUACUAGGCACACCUAACGCCCAGUUGCCUUAUUUGUACUUGUUCGAAGUGUACAAUAAGGCGUUUGCGCUGCGCAGAACGCUCCUGAAAAAGUCAGCUGACUACGAGACGAAACUCGGGUUUUUGACUGCUGUCUCUUCAUACUGUGCCGCGUAUGGCCUCAUCUGUUUCCAAGUGCCUAAGAUGAUUCUCGGCAACAAUGUGCCCGACACUGUCUCAGCUCUUAUUUCAAGGCAAGACUUGCACACGCUUUUGGCGGAUAUAAUAGUCAAAGCGGUCAAAGAAGAUGCGGUGUUGGACGUCACAAACGCCAUUUUCCCGGAGUUGAAUGAGCUCCUUUGCGACAUCAACAUACACUAUCCCGAGUACACGCAAUGCCUCACGCUCUGGGAGACAUUAGUAUCUAUGAAACCCGUAUGUGCCAGCUUCUCACAGAUCGACUCGUUCAGCCCAGCAGAUGCCACUAGUGGCUUUGAUUUCGAGCGCGGGGCCCUGCUUGGCUCCUUGUUAAAGUUGUCUCAUCUAAACUUUGAUGUGGGCCUCUGGUACUAUACGAGAGGUCCGAAAAUCGCACACUUGACCAUCCAAAAUGAGUAUAAAGCCUUGGCUGAGCGUUUGUGGUUCAUCAUAGACAAGCUCAUUCGAGGCUCGCCCCAGACGAGACAGGCAAUCAUGAAGUGGUUUGCUGAUUUGGCGAAUGUCUCACACUCGAGGAUCAGAUCUUAUGCAGACACCACGAACUUGAUCAGUGACGGCUUCAUGUUCAACAUAUCCUACAUGUUGGUCCGAUUGAGUUUAACUUUUCUCAAUUUCCCUACGUACUCGAAGCUUGACAAAAUCGACCCUUACUUUUUCGGAGGCAAGAACAAAUUAUUGGACGUCAAAGAGAUGCCCCGGGUAUAUGCCUCAUCUACGGAAGCCGGAGAGUUUUAUAAAGAUGCCAUGGACGAGGAAUCCAAUUUCAUUUCAGACUGCUUUUACCUCACACUCACCUAUCUUCAGUACGGCAUCGGUAGCGUGAUCUCUACCUGCAACAAAUUGAAACCCGAACAUCGCUCGUACACACAACAGUUACUAUACCGAAUUUUACCCAUGGAUUAUUGUGGCGUUUUUUCGAAUAGAGGACUCAAUUUGGAAAUUUUUGAUUUUGUGGUUGGCUCGGCACAGUUCUUUUUGAUAACCAUCGACCCCGAAAACAAGCAUCCCUCACCAAAGAUCUUUAUCCCAACUUUUCAAGUCGAGAAGACGAACCAACUUGACGACAACGAGUUUUUGAAAAGCCAAUCGCCAGUUCCGUGGAAGUUCAUGCCAGAGUCUUGUUUGGAAGGUGUAAUAAGCUAUUGCGCCUUCGUUUCUCGGUUUGAUAUGAACCCCUUGACGAAGAACGACGAAAAGCUCUCGAUUGUUGCGGAGUUUUUUGUAGCCUUGUUGCGCUGUCCUGAGUUGAUCGGAAACCCACACUUAAAAGGAUCGAUUGUCGAAAUGAUAUUCCAUGGUACCAUUCGCUCUGAAUUUGGUGAGCCGGGGUACUUGUCCAAUCUUUUUUAUAACAACACAGUUGUGAAGAACAAUAUCCUAUACUCACUCUUGGACAUCUACGUUAUCAUUGAGAAGACAGCCUCUUCUCAGUUCUACGGCAAAUUUAACAGCAGAAUCUACAUUUCCAAGAUCAUCGAAGAGCUUUGGGAGGAUUCAUUCUACAAAAAGCAAUUGAGCGACUACGCCAAGAACAAAAUUGAGUUUUUCAUUCGUUUCAUAGCACGGAUGUUGAACGACACGACAUACUUAUUUGACGAGGCCUUCAAUGAGUUUAGCAAUAUUCACAAACUUCAGGUCAAGAUGAGGAAACGAAGGUCUGAUUGCGAAAGUGACGAGGAGGUAUUUGGGACCAGGAGAGAACUUUGGAAUGAGUUGCAGUCUGCAGAGAAGAAUGUCAAGUCUUAUAUGGGACUCGCAAACCAGACUAUGACGCUUUUCAAGUUGUUCACGGAGCAGGUACCCGAAGGGUUUACAAUACCCGAGCUUGUUGACCGUUUGGCAGGCAUGUUGAAUUACAAUUUGAGCUUGAUGGUGAGCCCCAAGCGUUUCAAACUCAAAAUUCUUUCCGAUAUUUGCCAUAUCUAUUGCAAUUUGAGUAGACAAGCUGAAUUUGUACAGGCAGUGGCUAAGGACGGGAGAUCGUUUGACGUCCGUUUAUUUGGCAGAGCAAAAAAGAUUUUGUUGAAGAGGACAGGGGCUACACGAGGGAGGAUUCACCGGUUUUAUACCUUGGGCGCGGCUGCUGAGAAAGAGAGACUCUCGAUCGAGAGACAAGAUGAGGAAAUGGGCGAGAUUCCUGAUGAGUUCCUUGACCCGCUCAUGUAUACGCUCAUGGAAGACCCAGUGAUUCUUCCAGGCUCGAGGAUUACCAUGGACCGAUCGACCAUCAAGGCGCAUUUUCUGUGUGACUCAAUGGACCCGUUCAACAGGAUGCCGGCGGACGCUAGAAGAUGUGAUUGA
Molecule: messenger RNA, 2898 nt
Organism: Metschnikowia bicuspidata var. bicuspidata NRRL YB-4993
Lineage: Eukaryota; Fungi; Ascomycota; Pichiomycetes; Serinales; Metschnikowiaceae
Product: ubiquitin conjugation factor core domain-containing protein
Exons: 4
Coding region: 1-2898 (965 amino acids)
Biological process (GO): protein polyubiquitination
Cellular component (GO): cytoplasm; nucleus; ubiquitin ligase complex
Molecular function (GO): ubiquitin-ubiquitin ligase activity
Source: RefSeq, a predicted model, not a curated record